CGGAGAUGUCGCCGGAAGUUAUCUCCAGGGGUUGGGGGUCACGUUUGCGGCAGCUUUGCGGCUCCUGUUCUGGGCGGAAAACCCAGCGGAACGGUGGGUUCAAAGUGAAGGGUUCCCAUUUGCCUCUCUCUGACCCGCCGGACGCGUUGGGGCGAUUUGGAUGGCUCAAGGGGCGUCAUGGAGGUCCCGGCCCAAUGGCGAGCCUUGCCCAGCCCCUGCCAUGUGCAGGCGCCGCCGGCCCUCCGGGCGCCCGCCAAAGCGGCGCCACGAAAUCACCUCAGCUUUUUGGGUGUGGCGGUCCUGGGAGCAUCCCGCCUGACCCGCAGCAAGACUUCGCUGCAGGUGCGGCGCCGGCCCCUGCCGGUGGUCAAAGAGAAAGAGGUCAUCGCCACCAAGCGCUUACCACUUUGGCAGCUCUCCGAUGAGAUGUACAUGCAGCGACAGCUCGCUCCCGACCCAAUGCAGUCCUGGACAGAGGUUCGCAGGGCUCAAGCGAGGAUGAAGGAGCAGGUGAUGGCGCAGCAGUACAAAGAUUUCCGGCGCAUCGAGCGCGAGAUCGGAGGCUACAGACUUCCACCGACAUACCACAUCAGCGAGCUUCGCGCCGGGAUGUGGCUGGAGGGCCGCGUCUCUCAGACGCAUGACAGGGGCGUGAUGGUGGAUGUUGGCGCCUACACCGAACAGGGAGAAUGGACCGACGGGUUCUUGCACAUGGGCCAGAUCAAGGAUGACGGAGGCUAUGUUGCUCAGGAUAAGGUCAUGGAUUUUGUGCACAUCGGAGAGCGCGUCCGCGUGAGAGUUGUGGAAUGCAUUCCAACAACCGGCAUCCUGCGGCUCUCGAUGCGAACGGAGGAGGAAGAUCUUCCCGAGCUGUUCUUGGGAAAGCCGCGCCCCUACUCCUGGCACGACAUCGAGAAGGGUAUGAAGGUGACCGGAAUCAUCCGCCGGGUCUGGGAUAAGUGGGCGCUGGUGGACAUUGGAGCCGACCGCUUGGCCCGUAUCCACGCGAGGGAGCAUCCCCGCGAGAAGAACGAGUACGGGUUCUACAACUGGGACAGAAUUCACAAGUUCGCGUGGACUGCCUUCCCCCGCGGAGCUCAGAUGACCUUCUGGGUGGAGAAGGCCAAAGAUGGCUUGGUGAACCUGUGCGCCAACAAGCCUCCCUCCACGAAGCUGUCGGACAAGGUGGCGGCCAACCGCCGGACCGGCGCCGGCAUCGAGCCGGGCUUGGAGCGAGGAGGGGAGCGCCUCACGCGGCAACAGCUCCGGGACCGCGAGAAGUCGGAGGCGGAGAAGGCCGACUGGACUCCCUACAUCGCGCAUGUGGAUGAGUGGCUCGAAGAGGCCUCAGAGCCCGACGGCAUCACGGAUAGUUGGGUCGCCAGGACGGAACGCGAGAUCUUCGCAGAGUUCAAUGAAGAGAACGGGACAUCCGAGGAGCAGGCCGAGGAGAUUGAGCUGGCUUCAAGCAUGCCGGAAGAGGACUUCGAUGACUCGGACGACUUCGCUGAAGACGAGUUCGCCGAAGAUGACUUUGACGACGACUCGGACUUCAUCGCUGACGAUGCGCCCUUCAGCCUGGCAAAUCCUGAGGACGAUGCGUGGGAGUUGAAGGAUUCGCCGGACCAAGAGCGCAGCGAGGGCUUGCUUUACUGAGCGGCGGCUCGGCAUCACGGACGCGGAGGCUGACGGAGCUGUCGGCGGGCCCAAGGUCCGCCAGGAAUGUCGGGACGGAGCAGAUGAGAGCGCGGAGGGCACAA
This is a messenger RNA of Effrenium voratum, 1760 nucleotides long. The record is from the annotation of a GenBank genome assembly. Lineage: Eukaryota; Dinophyceae; Suessiales; Symbiodiniaceae.